AUGUCGCUACCGCAGAGACCGGGCGCGAAGCCCUCCUACGAAGAACGGCAUAGCUACCGGCCGUCGCAAUCACGGCGGCAACAGCAACACCGCCCGGCCGAUAUCGAGGCUGGCAGCUAUGCCCCAGUCGGCGGCGCGCAGUCACUUCAUCAACGUGGGCCCUCAGCAUCUUCUUUCGCCGAGACUAUUGCGUCUCCUAAUCCGGAAAUAGAGAGAACCCCGUUGUCGCCCACAUCCGCAGAAGCGCAAGCCGCCGAGUCGCCAUUUCAGCGCAAAAGGAGCCUCGUGCGGCCCGAGCGGAACAGGAUAGGCAAAGACCACCCCAAUUACCACUACCGCAAACAUGCCGCCAACAUGAACACCUUGCCGUCCUCGACCGGCAACGAUCCCAUUGCGGAAGACCUGGAGGGAACCACCGACAUAUCAGGCUCCAUCUCUAGGAACGACGAAGCGCCUCCCUCGGAUGCGACUCCAUCGCCUAGGAGAGUUCGUUCGAAGAAGCACCGGAAUGGCGAGGCGGAGAAGUCCGGCCGGCCCAGGCGGCGGACGACCUCGAACGCGGCAAAACACCCCAAGAUCACCAAGGACACGAAGCCACGCAACCAGGAUGAACAGCUAAGACCCCCCAGCCUAUGGAACAUAUACUGCUCGAUCAUUACUUUCUGGGCCCCCGGCUUCGUCCUCAAGUGCUUCGGUCUGCCUGCUAAGGCGCAGCAGCGCGCUUGGCGAGAGAAGAUGGGCUUGAUUAGCAUCAUUCUCUUCAUCAUGACCGUUGUUGGUUUCCUCACAUUCGGCUUUACGCAAGUCGUCUGCGGCUCGCCGCCAUUACGGCUGCGCGUCAACGAGGUCGAUAGCGGUUAUAUGAUCUUCCACGGCUCGGCCUACGACUUAGCCGGGUCCCAUCACCCCCCUGCUGAAGGCAUUCCAAGACGUUUGGACGGAAGUGGAGCGAACGUCCUCUAUGACCUUCCCGAGAAGCACGGGGGGCAAGAUGGAAGUUUCCUGUUCCAAAACGUCAAUGGCAAAUGUAAGGGACUCAUUGAAGCCGCACCAGAUUCUGACGUCCCGACGGACGGGGACGGUGGUUUGGCAUGGUACUUCCCCUGCACUACCUUCAACCAGGAUGGGUCGACGCAGCCGAACAAGACAAUCCCGUACUACCUUGGCUAUUCCUGCCACACCACCGGUCCCUCUCGUGACACGUUUUACCUGCAGCUUUCCGGCGCCGCAGAUGUGUACUUCAACUGGGACGACAUCCGGAACAGCUCCCGCAACCUGAUCGUCUACUCGGGCAACGUUCUCGACCUGGACCUUCUGCGGUGGUUUAACGAUUCCCAGGUCACUUAUCCCGCGCGCUUCAAGGAGCUCCGAGACCGCGACACCGCUGCAAACCAGGCCAUCCGCGGGCGUGAUGUCACCCGCGCGUUCCAGUCGCCAAGUGACAAGCAGAUCGCCGAAUGCUUUGAGGAGAUCAUCAAGGUCGGAACUGUCGACACGGACACGGUCGGGUGCAUUGCCUCCCAGGUCGUUCUCUACCUUUCUCUUGUCCUGAUUCUUUCCGUUGUGGUAGCGAGGUUUGUGCUCGCCAUCGUUUUCCAAUGGUUUAUUAGCAAGACCUACGCUGCGUCCAAGACCUCGCAAACCUCGGAUCUACGUAAGCGCAACAGGCAGAUUGAAGAUUGGACCGAGGACAUUUACCGAGCCCCUCCUAGAAUGCCGGGUGACAUCGGGAGCAGCGUCAAUGGGUCCUCCGAUCGUCAGAGCAAGCGUAGUAGCACCUUCCUGCCCACCACCUCUCGCUUCUCGGCUGUCUACGGAAAUGAGCGCGGCAACCGCCGGUCUGGUGUCCCCACGACGAUGGCCAGCCAGAGCGCCGCCGGCCAACUUCUCAGCCCCACCAACAUGUACCGACAAGGCAACGACAGUCGCUCCAGCUUCCUCAAGUCGGAUCCGUACGCCUCAAACAACAGCCCCACGGAUGGCCCGGGGCCUGCGGGUUUUAUCCACGAAGCUGUCGUCCCCCAACCCCCGUCCGACUGGAUGCCUUUUGGUUUCCCGCUCGCCCAUGCCAUUUGCCUCGUAACUGCGUACUCCGAAGGUGAACUUGGUAUUCGGACUACUCUGGAUUCGAUCGCCAUGACGGACUAUCCCAACAGCCACAAGGCCAUUCUCGUUAUUUGCGAUGGUAUCAUCAAGGGCCAGGGCGAAGAGUUCUCGACGCCUGACAUUGUACUGGGCAUGAUGAAGGACCACAGCACGCUCCCUGAGGAUGUCCAAGCCUUCUCCUACGUGGCUGUGGCCAGCGGCUCCAAGCGUCACAACAUGGCCAAGAUCUACUCGGGCUUCUACGACUACGGCGUUAAGUCCGCCAUUCCCCUAGAAAAGCAGCAGCGUGUCCCCAUGAUGGUUGUUGUCAAAUGUGGUACUCCCGACGAGGCGACCAAGGCGAAACCCGGAAACCGCGGCAAGCGUGACAGCCAGAUCAUUCUGAUGUCUUUUCUCCAAAAGGUCAUGUUUGACGAACGGAUGACGGAACUUGAGUACGAGAUGUUCAACGGGCUGUGGAAGGUUACCGGCAUUUCACCCGACUUUUACGAAAUCGUACUUAUGGUCGACGCCGACACCAAGGUUUUCCCCGACAGUCUGACGCACAUGAUUUCCGCCAUGGUCAAGGAUCCCGAUAUCAUGGGCCUUUGCGGCGAGACCAAGAUUGCCAACAAGCGGGCCAGCUGGGUAUCAGCCAUACAAGUCUUCGAGUACUUCAUUUCUCAUCAUCUGGCCAAGUCCUUCGAGUCCGUCUUUGGCGGUGUCACCUGUCUUCCCGGUUGUUUCUGCAUGUACCGCAUCAAAGCGCCCAAGGGCGCGCAGAACUACUGGGUCCCCAUCCUGGCCAACCCCGAUGUGGUUGAGCACUAUUCGGAGAACGUGGUGGACACCCUACACAAGAAGAACCUGUUGCUGCUAGGUGAGGAUCGCUACCUGUCGACCCUCAUGCUGCGAACCUUCCCAAAGCGCAAACAGGUCUUCGUCCCACAGGCAGUGUGCAAGACGACGGUUCCCGACACGUUUAUGGUUCUUCUCUCACAGCGUCGCCGCUGGAUCAACUCGACCAUCCAUAAUCUCAUGGAACUUGUCCUCGUCAGGGACCUGUGCGGUACCUUCUGCUUCAGCAUGCAGUUUAUUGUCUUCAUCGAGCUGAUUGGUACCCUCGUGCUGCCUGCCGCCAUUGCUUUCACCUUCUAUGUUGUUAUCAUCUCGAUCAUCCACCAACCGCCACAAAUUAUCCCGCUCGUGCUUCUUGGGCUGAUUCUCGGUUUGCCGGCCGUGUUGAUUGUUGUCACCGCCCACAGCUGGUCGUAUGUCGUAUGGAUGUUCAUCUACCUGCUCUCGCUCCCCGUCUGGAACUUCAUUCUGCCGACGUACUCAUUCUGGAAGUUUGACGACUUCUCGUGGGGUGACACGCGGAAGACGGCGGGCGAGACGACUAAGAAGGCGGGUAUCGAGUACGAAGGCGAAUUCGAUAGCAGCAAAAUCACUAUGAAGCGGUGGGCUGAGUUUGAGCGCGACCGCCGGGUCCGCAACAACAGCGCCAACAACACCUACUGGGGUUCGGCGGAGAAUGUUGUUGGCGGAAGUCAGGUGUACGGUCACGGGCCGUACGACGGCUACUACUCGGAUCAAUGA
Messenger RNA from Dichotomopilus funicola, 3684 nucleotides. Its product is annotated as glycosyltransferase. The transcript has 2 exons. Bases 1 to 3684 code for a protein of 1227 amino acids. Gene Ontology annotation, molecular function: chitin synthase activity. The record is from RefSeq and is a predicted model, not a curated record. Lineage: Eukaryota; Fungi; Ascomycota; Sordariomycetes; Sordariales; Chaetomiaceae. Gene Ontology annotation, cellular component: cell periphery; cell septum.